Molecule: messenger RNA, 1966 nt
Organism: Brassica rapa (field mustard)
Lineage: Eukaryota; Viridiplantae; Streptophyta; Magnoliopsida; Brassicales; Brassicaceae
Product: yrdC domain-containing protein, mitochondrial
Biological process (GO): regulation of translational fidelity
Cellular component (GO): cytoplasm
Molecular function (GO): nucleotidyltransferase activity; tRNA binding; double-stranded RNA binding
Source: RefSeq, a predicted model, not a curated record
GUAAGUAGAACCAGCAAACCUAGGUUUUCAUAAAAUAAUUAAAGGUGAUUUAAAAGUAUUAAAAUAUGAAAUAUGAAAUUUAUUGUGCCCUUUUUCAAAAAAAAAAAAAGUAUGGAAAUAUUUUUAACAUUCUGAUUAAUAUGUGGACACAGAAACAAUAAUGAAAAUUGACAAAGGGUCACGAGACAAUCACGUGCCAAUACGGAGGAAAGAUUUAUUCUUCUCUCUGACUCUGGCAAAAACCCUUCUUUGCGGCGACGGUGGUGGACUUACGUGAAAGUGAAAGAUUACAGCUAUGAACUUCUCCACAAGGCUCGCUGAGAAACUUCCCGGCAUCUUACCGGUGCCGUCUCAUCCUCUCCUGCGUAAAGGAGCUAUCAUCCCCGAGUUAAGAUUCUUUGCAACUGCUUCCCACAGUAGAAGAUUGAGAUUGGGGUUGCAGAAGAAUAAGGUUUGGAGUUUGCAGAGAGCAGAACUCUGUGUAGUGACAAGUUUAUGUAUAGUUCAUCCAGCAACUGAAGCCUAUGCACAAGAAGCUAUCGAAGCAAUCAAAUCCGAGAAAGUCAUCGCUGUGCCUACCGAUACUCUUUAUGGAUUCGCCUGUGAUGCUUGUUCGUUAGAAGCUGUUAACCGAAUCUAUGAGAUCAAAGGCCGGAAGCUCACAAGCCCUUUAGCCAUCUGCGUAGGAGACGUAUUGGAUAUCAAGAGAGUCGCUACAACAAACCACUUACCUCACGGUUUGCUUGAUUCUCUCUUGCCCGGUCCAGUCACGCUCGUCCUUCAACGAGGUGAGUCAAGCAUUCUCGAAAAGUCGUUAAACCCGGGGAUUGAUACUAUUGGAGUCCGUGUUCCGGACAGUGAGUUCAUUAGAGAAGUAUCGAGAGGUUCGGGGAGUGUUUUGGCUCUUACGAGUGCUAAUCUAAGCGGUGAUAGAAGCAGCGUUUGCGUGAAUGAUUUUGAGAAUCUUUGGCAGCACUGUGCUUAUGUCUAUGAUGGUGGUUUGCUUCCGUCGGGUCGUGCGGGGUCAACGAUAGUUGAUUUGAGUAAAGUGGGGAAGUAUAAGAUCAUUAGACCUGGAAGUGCGAAGGAAGCAACAGUGGCAAUUCUUGAGAAGUAUUUGCUGGAAGAGGAAGAAGAUUGUUAAGAGAAGAAAAGAGCUGGUUAAUUAUAUCAUAUGUUCGAAAAGAGAAGACUAUUUGCUAUGGUUCUUACUCGAUCUUUGGUAUUGGGUUUAUCAUAUGUUAUAACCGGCGUCCAAAAAAUUAGAUCUUUGUUAAACAGUUUUUAAAAAGGUUCGGUUUAGGCGUUCGAAAAAUCAAUCUGGUUACUCCUCUAAUCAGUAAUUACUGUCUAACCAUUUUCUCGAACAUUGGUUAUAGGCAUGAUUCAGUGUAACAUGUGAUUUUGAGCGUGUGGGAAGUCCAAAUUUAGUAGUCAGCAUUUGUAAUUUAAAGGAAUUCGUGGACCGUUUUGUAAUUUUAACCACAGCUUGUUAUUGGUCCAUUUGGAAGAUGAAGAAGUUAUGGGAUGUUAGGUACAUCUUUAGGAAAAGGAUCAUGGAGUGUUUGUCUAGAAAUAGUUAGUGAUCUUGUAUGAAUAAUUUCCAAUUAAUUUAAGAAAAACUAGUAGGAAAUUUAAAACGUGUAAAACAUAAAUUAAUUGAGGAAUCUAUUAUAAAUGUUUAAUUAGGGGCUCAAAGAUGAAGAAAAUGUAAUAUAAGGCCUCAAUUUCGAAAUUUAGAACAUUUAAUUUCCACGUCUCCGUUCAAAAAAAAAAACGUUUAUCCACAGAGUUUUAUUUGCUGAGAAGAGAGGAUCAAUCAAUCCCUCUCAAACUCUUCUCACCACUGAUUUUCUUCCUCUCGAACAUUCCCUCGUCUCUAUUUUUGAUUCCUUGGAUCCAACUGUGGUUUCUCAGUUGCGUGUUCUUGCCUCACGCCUGCCUUCAGUUAGCUUGACUCAGUGAG